AUGAGGACGCCCAACUUGCUCGCUCAUGGGUCUAGCACCAUUCACGAGCACUGGUCGUCAGCCUUGGGCCAAGACGAUAGAACCAUCCAAGCGCUGAAGAAUCGUUGGUCCAUUGUCAGCAGAUCUGCACAAAACUUCAGCGGGUACGUGGCGCAAGCAAAGUCACGCAGAGCGAGUGGCAACACAGACGAAGACGUAAUGCAGGCAGCACUGGCACUAUUUCUCUCUUUGGAGCACGAGGUCUUUCAACAAGAGGCGGCAUGGAGGACAUUGUCGGCGUGCCCAAAGUGGCAGGUGUUGCCUACAGCCAAGUCGUCGGCAAUCAAGAAGGCUGUGGAUGAUGAAGACCAAGAGACCUCAGAAGAAACGUGUGUUGAAGAUACACGCCGUCCAAUGGGUACCAAACAGGCCAAACGGAAGUCGCUCGAGCACGUUGAUAUGACAAAGAAGCUAGACGAGCUCGUGCAAGCCCAAAACAACAAGAACAAGUUGUUUUCAGAUUACAUGUUGAUGCAAAUGUUGACAGCGUCUUCCGAACCGGACGAUUUACAGGCGCUGAACCAAUUGAAGUCGGAUUACAUGGCAAAGCGCUUUCGAUCGUGUGAUAACUAG
This is a messenger RNA of Aphanomyces astaci, 612 nucleotides long. RefSeq lists its product as hypothetical. Lineage: Eukaryota; Oomycota; Saprolegniomycetes; Saprolegniales; Verrucalvaceae. The record is from RefSeq and is a predicted model, not a curated record. The transcript is spliced from 2 exons. Bases 1 to 612 code for a protein of 203 amino acids.